Messenger RNA from Manis pentadactyla (Chinese pangolin), 2787 nucleotides. RefSeq names its product structural maintenance of chromosomes protein 3-like. Bases 1 to 2787 code for a protein of 928 amino acids. The record is from RefSeq and is a predicted model, not a curated record. Gene Ontology annotation, molecular function: double-stranded DNA binding; ATP binding; ATP hydrolysis activity. Gene Ontology annotation, cellular component: chromosome. Gene Ontology annotation, biological process: mitotic sister chromatid cohesion. NCBI's taxonomy places the organism in Eukaryota, Metazoa, Chordata, Mammalia, Pholidota, Manidae. The transcript has a single exon.
AUGUACAUAAAGCAGGUUAUUAUCCAGGGUUUUCGAAGUUACAGGGAUCAAACAAUUGUAGAUCCCUUCAGUUCAAAACACAAUGUUAUUGUGGGCAGAAAUGGAUCUGGAAAAAGUAACUUUUUUUAUGCAAUUCAGUUUGUUCUCAGUGAUGAAUUUAGUCAUCUUCGUCCAGAGCAGCGAUUGGCUUUGUUGCAUGAGGGUACUGGUCCUCGUGUUAUUUCUGCUUUUGUGGAGAUUAUUUUUGACAAUUCAGACAACCGUUUGCCAAUUGAUAAAGAGGAAGUUUCACUUCGAAGAGUUAUUGGUGCCAAAAAGGAUCAGUAUUUUUUAGAUAAAAAAAUGGUCACGAAAAAUGAUGUGAUGAAUCUCCUUAAAAGUGCUGGUUUUUCUCGAAGCAAUCCUUACUAUAUUGUUAAACAAGGAAAGAUCAAUCAGAUGGCAACGGCACCAGAUUCUCAGAGACUGAAGCUAUUAAGAGAAGUAGCUGGUACCAGAGUAUAUGAUGAACGAAAAGAAGAAAGCAUCUCUUUAAUGAAAGAAACAGAGGGCAAACGGGAAAAAAUCAAUGAGUUGUUAAAAUACAUUGAAGAGAGAUUACAUACCUUAGAGGAAGAAAAGGAAGAACUAGCUCAGUAUCAGAAGUGGGAUAAAAUGAGACGAGCCCUGGAAUAUACCAUUUACAAUCAGGAACUUAACGAGACUCGCGCUAAACUUGAUGAGCUUUCUGCUAAGCGAGAGACUAGUGGUGAAAAAUCCAGACAAUUAAGAGAUGCCCAGCAGGAUGCAAGGGACAAAAUGGAGGACAUAGAACGCCAAGUUAGGGAACUGAAAACAAAAAUUUCAGCUAUGAAAGAAGAAAAGGAGCAGCUCAGUGCUGAAAGACAAGAACAAAUUAAGCAAAGGACUAAGUUGGAGCUUAAAGCCAAGGAUUUACAAGAUGAAUCGGCAGGCAAUAGUGAACAAAGGAAAUGCUUAUUAAAAGAGAGGCAGAAGCUGCUUGAAAAAAUAGAAGAAAAGCAGAAAGAACUGGCAGAAACAGAACCUAAAUUCAACAGUGUAAAAGAAAAAGAAGAGCGAGGAAUUGCUAGAUUGGCCCAAGCUACCCAGGAAAGAACAGAUCUUUAUGCAAAGCAGGGUCGUGGAAACCAGUUUACAUCAAAAGAAGAAAGAGAUAAGUGGAUUAAAAAGGAACUCAAGUCCUUAGACCAGGCUAUUAAUGACAAGAAAAGACAGAUUGCUGCUAUACAUAAGGACUUGGAGGACACUGAGACAAAUAAAGAGAAAAAUCUGGAGCAGUAUAAUAAACUGGAUCAGGAUCUUAAUGAAGUCAAAGCUCGAGUAGAAGAACUGGACAGAAAAUAUUAUGAAGUAAAAAAUAAGAAAGAUGAAUUACAAAGUGAAAGAAAUUACUUGUGGAGAGAGGAGAAUGCAGAACAGCAAGCACUUGCUGCUAAGAGAGAAGAUCUUGAAAAGAAACAGCAACUUCUUAGAGCUGCCACAGGAAAGGCCAUUCUAAAUGGAAUAGACAGCAUAAACAAAGUGCUAGACCACUUUCGUCGAAAAGGAAUAAACCAGCAUGUUCAAAAUGGCUAUCAUGGCAUUGUGAUGAAUAAUUUUGAGUGUGAGCCUCCUUUCUACACGUGUGUGGAAGUUACUGCUGGAAACGGGUUAUUUUAUCAUAUUGUUGAUUCAGAUGAAGUCAGCAUGAAGAUUUUGAUGGAGUUUAAUAAAAUGAAUCUUCCUGGAGAGGUCACUUUUCUACCUCUUCACAAGUUAGAUGUCAGGGAUACUGCCUAUCCUGAAACCAAUGAUGCUAUUCCUAUGAUAAGUAAAUUGAGGUACAAUCCCAGAUUUGACAAAGCUUUCAAACAUGUGUUUGGAAAAACACUUAUUUGUCGUAGCAUGGAAGUUUCAACCCAGCUGGCCCGUGCUUUCACUAUGGACUGCAUUACCCUGGAAGGUGACCAAGUUAGUCAUCGGGGUGCUCUAACUGGAGGUUAUUAUGACACAAGGAAGUCUAGACUUGAAUUACAGAAAGAUGUUAGAAAAGCAGAAGAAGAAUUAGGGGAGCUUGAAGCAAAGCUCAAUGAAAACCUGCGCAGAAAUAUUGAAAGGAUUAAUAAUGAAAUUGAUCAGCUGAUGAACCAAAUGCAGCAGAUAGAGACCCAGCAAAGGAAAUUUAAAGCAUCUCGAGAUAGCAUAUUAUCAGAAAUGAAGAUGCUGAAAGAGAAGAGACAGCAAUCAGAGAAAACCUUUAUGCCCAAGCAACGUAGCUUACAAAGUUUGGAGGCAAGUUUACAUGCAAUGGAGUCCACCAGAGAAUCAUUGAAGGCAGAACUGGGAACUGAUUUGCUUUCUCAACUUAGUUUGGAAGAUCAGAAGAGAGUAGAUGCAUUGAAUGAUGAAAUUCGUCACCUUCAGCAGGAAAAUAGACAGUUGCUGAAUGAAAGAAUUAAAUUAGAAGGUAUUAUUACCCGAGUAGAGACUUACCUGAAUGAGAAUUUGAGGAAGCGUUUGGACCAAGUAGAACAGGAACUUAAUGAACUGAGAGAGACAGAAGGGGGUACUGUGCUCACUGCUACAACCUCAGAACUUGAAGCCAUCAAUAAAAGAGUAAAAGAUACUAUGGCACGAUCAGAAGAUUUGGACAAUUCAAUUGAUAAAACAGAAGCUGGAAUUAAAGAGCUUCAGAAGAGUAUGGAGCGCUGGAAAAAUACGGAAAAAGAACACAUGGAUGCUAUAAAUCAUGAUACUAAAGAACUAGAAAAGAUGACAAAUCGAUAA